Messenger RNA from Tilletiopsis washingtonensis, 1610 nucleotides. RefSeq names its product Pkinase-domain-containing protein. The record is from RefSeq and is a predicted model, not a curated record. Bases 177 to 1238 code for a protein of 353 amino acids. Gene Ontology annotation, biological process: protein phosphorylation; cellular response to oxidative stress. The transcript is spliced from 6 exons. Gene Ontology annotation, molecular function: ATP binding; calcium/calmodulin-dependent protein kinase activity; calmodulin binding. Lineage: Eukaryota; Fungi; Basidiomycota; Exobasidiomycetes; Entylomatales.
ACCACCACCACCACCUGCUUCUCCGCACACCACACGCCCGCAGAGCACAUUCAGCGCCAAUCCAGUCCUCGCCUUCGUCGCCGUUAUCGCCGCCUCGCCUGCACCGCGCUGCACCCUCCACACCCGCCUGCGCGCUCCGCUUCUCUUUCCCUCUCCUCCUCUCUCUCGCUCGCGCCAUGGCCGCCGCCCCGCAGACGGUGCCGUGCGCGUACAAGACGGGCCGCACGCUGGGCCAGGGCACGUAUGCCGUCGUCAAGGAGGCGGUGCACAUCCGCACCGGCGAGUACUUUGCAUGCAAGGUCAUCAGCAAGCGCCUCAUGGAGGGCCGCGAACACAUGGUGCGCAACGAGAUUGCCGCGCUCAAAAAGGUCAGCCAGGGUCAUCGCUCCAUAGUGACGCUCGUCGACUACUUUGAGACACUCAACAAUCUCUACCUCGUCACGGACCUCUGCGUGGGCGGCGAGCUGUUUGACCGCAUCUGCGAGCGGGGCAGCUAUUAUGAAAAGGACGCAGCACACAUUGUCAAGACGAUCACCGAGGCGGUAGUCUACCUGCACAACCAAGGCAUUGUCCAUCGCGAUCUGAAGCCGGAAAACCUCCUCUUCCGCGACAAGAGCGAGGAUUCAGACCUGCUCAUUGCCGACUUUGGCCUCUCGCGCGUCGUCGACGACGAGAAGAUUACCGUGCUGAGCACGACGUGCGGCACGCCCGGCUACAUGGCGCCCGAGAUUUUCAAGAAGACCGGACACGGCAAGCCAGUCGACAUGUGGGCCAUUGGCGUCAUUACCUACUUUCUCCUCUGCGGCUACACUCCCUUUGAUCGCGACUCGACGAUGGAGGAGAUGCAGGCCAUCAUCAAUGCCGACUACGCUUUUGAGCCGGCCGUGUACUGGGAGGGCGUGUCGCACGAGGCGCGCGACUUUGUCGCCCAGCUGCUCACCAUCGACCCAAAGGCGCGCCUCACGGCCGCUCAGGCACUCGAGCAUGCGUGGCUGGCACACGGCGUGCAGAAGAAGAAGGAGGAACAGAGAGACUUGCUCCCGGACAUGAAGAAGGCCUUCAAUGCAAAGCACAAGUUCAAGGCGGCCGUCAAUGGCAUUCGACUCAUCAACCGUCUCAAGGCCGAGACCAACGACGGCGGCCACACGGUGCCGCCGCAGGAGAUUGCCGAGCUGCGCAAGGGCAUCGAGGAGGCCGAGAAGGAGGCGGGCAGCUUGGAGAAUGUGCUUGCGCAGUGAAAGGAGAGAGGGCGCAAGGGCGCGCUCUGCUGCCCUCCGUUUGCGCGCGGCCAUCCAUUCUAAUGGGCGCGCGCGGCACUUGGUCUUCCCCCCACUCGAUUGCUCGUCGCUUGCGUUCGAUGGGCCUCGUUCCCCUCUUCGGGCUCCACGCGGGGCGGCCAAGGCCUUCGCCUGGCGCGAAAGGGCUUCCCGCCGCGCUGCUCUUUCCCACUUCCCUUCCAUCUCUCCCUCCACGCGUGCCCCCUCUUGCCCGUAGAUGGGGCUCUCACACUCUCCUGCCUCUGUUCCCGCCUGUUCUGUCUUGCCGCGCGCUAUACGUUUCUGAUUUGUUCUGGUAUCGAUGUGUGUUGUAACCGUGCUCCCUCCCUUCUG